AUGCCUGCUUUCGAGCGCAAUCCGACGAAUCUGGAACAUCAUGGCGUGACUCUUCCUGAUGGAAGAAGCAGCUCAUACAGGCAGGCUAAGGAAAACAUCGCCGCCUCGUGCUUGUUCCAGCAGGUCGCUGGGGAUAACCGCGCGCAGGUUUCGACUGUGCUGGGCACAACACUCGACCUCAUCUCCCGCGAGAAGUGCUCUGGCUUGUCGCCCGAGGAGGACGCAAAGGAGAUGUUGGAGGACUAUCCAGGUGUGUUUCUUCAUCCUCGAUCCAUCUCCAUUGGCUCAAUUGCCGCCUAUCGUCCCCCGCACACGCUCCAGAUCGUGCCGCGCAUGCUAUACGAAGUCACCCAUCGCGAUCUUGGUAUGUGUCUUUUCCUUCCUCGAUUCUCGUGCUAUUUCCUUUCUCAACCCGAACCCCCGACACUCUUUGGUGUCACCUCCUCCACGCCUCUCCUCGUCGCCCCAAUAGGAUACUAA
Epithele typhae is the source of this 480-nucleotide messenger RNA. RefSeq lists its product as uncharacterized. The record is from RefSeq and is a predicted model, not a curated record. The coding region runs from base 1 to 480 and encodes 159 amino acids. The transcript is spliced from 5 exons. NCBI's taxonomy places the organism in Eukaryota, Fungi, Basidiomycota, Agaricomycetes, Polyporales, Epitheliaceae.